UAUUGAAGAUGAUUUAGACGGCAUGCAAGAUCAUGAAUUGAGUUUCUCCAACAAUUCAGCGUUCAAUGAGCCAGUUACAGAGCUGAUGUUUCAAGACAGACAGCAGAUGAAGACGUUCCAGUUACAACAGGCCUUGCUCAUCUGUCAGGCUAAACAAUGGCCGCAUAAACCUAUCAAGGGCAUACCAAAUGAGAAAGAUACAAACAGUGACACAUCACGAGAAACAGUGACCAGUGACAGUGGACGUGGAGGCAGUGAUGAUGAUCUCCCUUUGUCACAUAAUUCUAGUAAAGAUGACAGAGAUCCUCACUUAUCAUACAGUGGUAGUGGAUCACAGUUUAAGCAGUGCUCUCAGCCCAACAAAUAUUACAAUAGUCACUAUGUUCACCCUGAUCCAGGGACGCAAAAUUAUCCAUUCACUUACCUACAAAACUGUUCACUACCAACACAUAGAAAUUCUAGACCUCAAUCAACAGAUCUCACUGAAAGAAUUCCAAAUAAUAGAUCAUCGAUGGAGAGAUCAUUAUCCAACUUGGUAGAAGGUGAAAAACCAAAGUUUACUGCGAGAAAACCCUAUAUUGACAGGGAGAAAAGGGAUAAAAGAUCUGAAAGCUGGGUACCGUCUUUUGUGUAAUUUAAAGAAAAAAUAAUUUGAAAUUUGUUAACCAUUUUUAGAGUAGUGAUUUAAAAUAUUAGGACAUGGGUGCCUUUUAAGAUGAAACUAAUUUUGAGCAAUUCUGAAAUAAAAAUGUUAACAUUUGCUUUCAAAGACGGUACCAGCACAUGUAAACUCGGUACCCAACACAUUUGUGAUGUAAAAUAAUUAACUAGACAGAAGAUUCUAUGAUUGUAAUUAAAUGUACAUGUAGUUCAAACAUGUGGGAACCAGCAACAAAAGACUCGAGCAUGGAACCAUGUUAAAGGUAUGAAUAUUCAGUGUUUAAUCUAUAAACUGACGGUAAACUUGCAAAAGAGCAUUCUACCCCCAUGUCUUGGAAUGAGGUCAUAUAAUUAUUAUCUGUUGAAUAUUAAGUUUGAAAGCAUUUUAUUCUGUUCAACUUUAGAAUUCAUGUACAUUGUACAAUAAAUUUUUUUUUGUUGAAAUUCUCCCCAGAAUA
This is a messenger RNA of Ruditapes philippinarum (Manila clam), 1118 nucleotides long. RefSeq lists its product as uncharacterized. The record is from RefSeq and is a predicted model, not a curated record. The transcript has 4 exons. The coding region runs from base 23 to 634 and encodes 203 amino acids. Lineage: Eukaryota; Metazoa; Mollusca; Bivalvia; Venerida; Veneridae.